Molecule: messenger RNA, 1113 nt
Organism: Hibiscus syriacus
Lineage: Eukaryota; Viridiplantae; Streptophyta; Magnoliopsida; Malvales; Malvaceae
Product: protein JINGUBANG-like
Exons: 1
Coding region: 1-1113 (370 amino acids)
Molecular function (GO): protein binding
Source: RefSeq, a predicted model, not a curated record
AUGCCUUCGCAAUUGCAUAAUAAAAUUUUCUCCUUUCAAUCACUGCAAUAUCGUCGUAUCGCCACUUUCAAUGCCUCGAGCCACCACAUCAGCUGCCUCGCCGUCCACGAUAACCUCCUCUACGCCGCCGCCGUCAACGAAAUCAGCGUCUUUGAUCUAUCGAACCACUCCAUUAUGGAUUCUUUUAACGAUGAUCCCACCACCGGGUUCGUCAAGUCCAUUGCAUUCAAGGAAACCAAAAUCUUCACCGCUCACCAGGACGGCAAAAUCAGAAUCUGGAAAAUCAACACCCCUUCCAAAAAACACCACCUUAUUUCCACUCUCCCCACCGUUAAAGACCGGCUCCUUAAUUCCAUGUUGCCGAGGAAUUACGUUAACGUAAGGCUUCACAAAAAGAAGCUUUGGAUGGAACACUGGGACACGGUCUCGGGUUUGAUCAUAAACGAGGCAAAGGGGGUAAUGUAUUCGGUUUCGUGGGACAAAAGUUUCAAGAUAUGGAACUUAAAGACCCAACGUUGUUUAGAAUCCGUUAAAGCUCAUGAUGACGCCGUUAACGCUUUGGUUGUUUCCGACAAUGGGACGGUUUAUACGGGCGGCGCCGAUGGGUUGAUUAGAAUCUGGGAAGUAGCGGUAAGCGAGAGACGGCAUGGUUUAGUGGGAACACUAGAUAAGCAUAAAUCCACGGUGAAUGCGCUAGCUUUAAAUGGCGACGGAACGGUGUUGUUUUCCGGUGGGUGUGAUGGUUCAAUCAUGGUGUGGGAGAAGAGAGAUGAUGAUACUCAGGUGGGAUUUGUGGAAUCAUUGUGUGGUCAUUCGGCGGCGAUAUUGUGCUUGAUCAACGUCGGGCAUUCGUUUAUUAGUGGCUCAUCUGAUCGGACAGUGAGAGUCUGGCGACGUGGGAAAGAAGAAGGUGGUUUCCACUGUUGUUUAGUUCUUGAGGGACAUGAAAAACCUGUGAAGUCGUUGGUAGCAGUUGAGAGACGUGUGUUUGACGGCGUCGUUUUGAUCUGUAGUGGAAGUUUAGAUGGAGAAAUUAGGGUUUGGGAGAUCUCCACAUGUUCAAACUUCAAAAUCUCUAAAAUAAAUCAUAAGAACUCAAUAAAAGUCUCUUGA